CUGGCUCUACCUCGUCUUCUUCAACGGCCUCUGGAUCGUCUUCCCCGUCUGGAUCUUGUGGGAAGCAUACCAAGCCAUGAGCUCCGCGAUGUCGCAGGCCGAAAUGGUCGACCUUGUCAAUUAUCUCAAAAAGGAUGAUUGAUCGCGUCAGCACCUAGAUCAGCAUACUACCUUCGUGUGUAAGAGGGAAACAUAGAGGGGUGGAAAGGGUUCGACAUGGCAAAAGCAUAAUUUGCACGCAUAUAAGCGCGGAAGUUUCUGGAGUUGAUUGAUAAGACUUAUUUUAGAGGCUUGAUUGCUGCUUAAAACAUGUACAGAGUUACGAUUACUUCUCUCAACGUGGACAUGCCAGAGGGUUUUAGAAUUCAGUUCCCUGCGUGCACAGACGAGGCCGAUGCACCCCCGCCACUCUCCUGUAACAGAUGGCAUGGUAUGGUAAGAUGUUGGCAGUGUGCUUCCGGGACAGGAGCGACGAAGUAGCUGGGAACCGUGUUAUGAGUAGUAGUGGUUGUGUCACUUCAUUGUGUGUGCUCGAGUGUACCUCAAUGGCCAACAGUCCGAGUCUGUGCGAUCCACUGAAGACAGAAAGCGUCGAUAUCAUGGAAGCCCAAGCGCGAUGUGAAGUGUCGGGGAAUGCGACCCAACCUCGUCGUCUUUCCGCCCCUCUUAAUGGCAU
Molecule: messenger RNA, 676 nt
Organism: Cucurbitaria berberidis CBS 394.84
Lineage: Eukaryota; Fungi; Ascomycota; Dothideomycetes; Pleosporales; Cucurbitariaceae
Exons: 1
Coding region: 310-480 (56 amino acids)
Source: RefSeq, a predicted model, not a curated record